Molecule: messenger RNA, 858 nt
Organism: Puccinia graminis f. sp. tritici CRL 75-36-700-3
Lineage: Eukaryota; Fungi; Basidiomycota; Pucciniomycetes; Pucciniales; Pucciniaceae
Exons: 2
Coding region: 1-858 (285 amino acids)
Source: RefSeq, a predicted model, not a curated record
AUGGAUGAGGAUUACUCCUCUGAUUUCCCAGUUCCAAACGCUUCCCCGGCUGCGCCGUCCUCUACUGAGGCGGUGAGCAUGGAUCUUGACUUGAUCGUUGAGGCUCCGGCUGCUCCUACCAUCCUGGCCCCUGCUCCAAUCUCUUCUCCUCGUGUGGUUCCAGCUUUUCGCAUCCGAGGUGCUGCCAACGCGGCACCCCACUCAUCCCCUACUCCAUUGGUUCCUGUGAACCAAAACGGAGGAGGUGCUCGCGCUCGAGGCCGCGCCAGAAACCGUGGUCAGGCGCGCGGCCGAGGUUUGGAUCCAGUUCGGGUUCGUGGUCGUGGUCGUGGCUUUGUUCCGGCUCCACUUUGUGGUCGAGGUCAUCCUUCAGGUAGCAAUAGGCUUCCUACUGGACCGGUUAUCUCGAACCGAGCUGUGGUUGGGAGAGGCGCUACCCCUCCUCCAGCUCCCCGAGGAAGUAGGCUUCCUACCCCGCAACUCAGUCCCGGUGGUCCAUUCAAUCGUCACGGUUCCUUGACUUCAGCUGACAACAGCUGGGUGGAGCCUCACGUGCGCACACGCACCCGAGUGCCUUCCCCAGCUCCGUUUGGCUUCUACGACGUUGAUGACUACCAUCGAUUGGCGCCCCAUCAAGUGGCCGCUCUCCUCGAUCGCCGUCCUGACUUUGGCCGGUACGAUCAACAUCAGUUCGCACCUCAGCUUUACACGGCCUUCUAUCAAGAUGUGGCCUCCGCUCUCGUUGGUCAUUUCACUCGCCACCCCGCCGCCAAUACUUUCGAGCGCGAAGGUCGAGUUGCGCUUUUCAGGUUUGUCGGCCGCCGCUACAGAUCCGCCCUACGUCGUGUGCCUACUUAG